GUCCAUGCAAGUUAAAUUUAAAAGAGUGGGAAGUAUUUGUAUAUAGUCAGAGCUCUCAGUCCUUUAUAGGUAGUAAGUUUAGUCUAGGCUGCUCUCUUGAAAACCCCUGUAUUUUCCUCAUUUUUGCCUCAUUCUCUAUCUUUGGGGUCAGAUCCCUGCCUUACUAAUCCUUUUCCCACAUGGUUCUCUUGAGUCUUUAUCAGUCUGCCUCAGCCUGUCCAUGUUAUGAAGACUGUCAGAGCAGUGUCAUCUCCUGCCUGUCUGGUAUCAGAGGGCAGCAGGGUUAUGCCAGAUGACAACCACUGAGACUCAGGCGAGACUUCGACAUGAAACUUCCAAAAAGAAACAGCAGGAGACCGUUUCUGUGAUAUUAGGGAACAGGACAGCUGCUAAGAUGGAGAGACUCCAGGUUGACAAGGAAACACAUUAUGCUGAGGUGGUUAUAGAAGUGGGAAGCAUCACUUUUGGGGAGGAGUAUAGGAAGAACAUGACCAACAAUCAUUUGAAAAGGACACAGAAUUCUAAAAUCAUCCAAGCCAUAUGUGCACUGUUAAAUUCAGGCGGGGGAAUCAUCAAAGCUGAGAUUGAUAACAGAAGCUACAAUUACCAAUGUGAUGGAUUUGGUCAAGAUUUGGAAACGUCCUUUCAGAAGCUUCUACCUUUGGCUCCACAGGAGUUCCUUGACUACAUGCAACAAGACCACAAUUUUUUCAUUUUUGUGAAACCCUGGAUUGUGAAGACUGCUGGCCCCCAACUACGAAUCUGUAGUUUGUCCUCAAAUAUAUUCCAAAGAGAUGUAACUUGCACUGUCAACCUGACUGCCAGUAGAGCAUUAGAACUUCUAAAGGAGAAACAAUCAAAAAUCCAAAGAGGAAGGGAAAAUCUCCCAGAGAGGCAUCCCAAGAAAGUUCUUGUGAGCAAAGUUCAGGAAGAGGAAGACAUAAGGUUGUUUGCCUCAGAAUUUUUUAAAAAGGACCAGCUUUCAUACAAGGAGAAACUCAACUUUACUGAGUCAACUCAUGUUGAAUUGAAAAGAUUCACAACCAAGAAGAUUGUGCCUAGGAUAAAAGAGAUGCUGCCCCGUUAUGUUUCUGCAUUUGCAAAUACCAAAGGGGGAUACUUAAUUAUUGGAGUGGACAAUAAGACCAAUGAAGUAUUUGGCUGCAAAAGAGACAAGGUAGACCCUGUCAUACUAGAAAAGGAGAUAAAAUGUUGCAUAAGAAAACUGCCUGUCUUCCAUUUUUGCUCUGUGAAGCCACACAUCGAUUUCACAACUAAAAUCAUAAACGUGUAUAAUAGUAACAGCCUAUAUGGUUAUGUCUGCGUGGUCAAAGUAGAGCCCCUCUGCUGUGUUGUCUUUGCAGAAGCCCCAGAUUCCUGGAUCAUGAGAGAUAACUUUGUUGAAAAACUGAAAGCUGAGGAAUGGGUGUCCAUGUUAAUGCAUAUUCAACCAGCUCAUCCCAUCUUGGCUCAGGACAAUGACCAGUCAGCGACUGAUCCACUCUGCAGAUCACCCUGUUCAGAACAAGCCCGCCUCCAUAAGAGGACCCUACAGCAAAGUUUGCUUUCAGUGACCUCACAGGAGAUAGGAUUCAAGCCAGAAUCCCUCUGCAAGGAGCUGUUCAUGGAGCAUGAUGGACUAGAGGAGCUAAUGAAGAAGAAGACCCAUUGCUUUUCUCAGGGGAUCCUGAUAUUUUCAAGGAGCUGGGCUUUGGACAUUGGCUUAACGAAGGAUGAUAGAGUGCUAUGUGAUGCUCUCCUUAUCGCAGUUAACAGUCCCCCAACACUUUAUACCAUUGUCAAGAGACCUGAUAAGAUGAAUGGGCUUGAAUAUUCCAGACUUACUGCUCUCCAGCUAAAGCAGAAACUUGCCAGUGUGGGGUGUUACACUGGGAAAGUGUGUGUUAUUCCCCAGCUUUUGCACCUGCCUGGCCCUCAGUGUGGGAUCAUCCAAGCACAGUACCCCCAUACCUACAUUCUUGCCACAGAAUACGAAUUAGAAGACUUGUUGCAAUCACUUGUAAUAGUCUUGCUCUGUUUUACCUCUGUUUUAAGCGACCAGCUUGGGUGCCAAUUUUUGAAUCUGCUCAUAGCUGACCAAUCUAAGCUGCUCUCACAAAGCCUCCAGGAAACCAGGGAGUUAUUUAUCCUUUGCUUGCCAGGAACCCGGAAAACAGCUAUGGUCAUCAAAAUCCUGGAAGAGAUUAGGAACGUGUUUCACUGUGAAACAAAAGAAAUUCUCUACCUUUGUGAAUACGACCCCCUAAGAGAAUUUGUAAGUCAUCAAAGUACCUGCCAAGCUGAGACCCGGAAAACUUUCAUGAGAAGAGAGUUCCCAAAGAUUAAACACAUAGUAAUAGAUGAAGCUCAGAAUUUCUACAGUGAAGAUGGAGAUUGGUACACAAAAGCUAAGAAUAUCACCCAUCCCAAAGCUGAGGAGGCUGGAAGGAAGAAUCCUCACCAAGGGAUUCUGUGGCUCUUUAUAGACCCUUUUCAAGCCAGUCAUGUGGGAGUCAGUGGCCUUCCACUUCCACUAAUGCAAUAUCCAAGAAAAAACCUCACUCGAGAGAUCUAUAAUGCUCUAGAAAUAGCAAUGGUCAUGAAACAAGAAAUGAAAAAGAUCAAAGAAAACCCACCUGGACACAUGCCUCCUGAGUCAUUGGCAUUAUUUAGGGAAGAUCUAUAUGAGGAUGUUAUCCAUGCUUACACUCUACCUGGAGUAUGUGAAAAAGAAAGUGACCUGACGGAGGAGGAACUGGCAAAUCACGUGGCAAGAAGAUGUCAGAGUCUCUUCCAAAAUGGCUAUUCUCCUAAAGAUAUUGCUAUUUUGUACAGUAGGAGUGAGGGCCAAGAACACUAUGAGACUCUUCUUCGGACAGUGAUGAAAUCGACCUGGACCCACAGGACCAUGGAGGUGGGAUUCAGCUGGGCAUCUGGCAUUUUGGGCAGCUCUAUCAUUUUAGACAACGUUCAGCAGUUUUCAGGCCUGGAGAGAAAUAUUGUGUUUGGUCUCAUUCUGGCCCGUUCUGGGCCCGAGGUGCCCCAAAAUCUCUUGCUCUGCUUUGCAUCCAAAGCUAUUAAGCACCUAUAUCUGUUAUAUGAAAGGAGGGAAGACCUGUGAAAGAUAUUAUAAAUUAGGCAGACAGCCAAUGUUUUCAGAAUUUUGGAUUUAUUCAAUCCUUUUGCUCAAGUAGAUAGGGAGAUAUUAUGCUCUUUGUUUUACAAAUGAAGAAACUGAGGCAGAGGAAGAUGAAGCAACUUAUCAAAGGUCACACGGCAAAUCCUUGAUGGAGCUAGAAAUUAAAUUAGGUCUCUUGAGUCUCACUUUCUUAAUAUAUUUAUGAAAUUAUAUUAAUUUCACACCAUUUCACCUACGCUACUUCCAUAGCUUGAUUUAGAAAUUUAGGGAUUAUUCCUGAAAUUCAAUUGCUUCAUUUUACAUAUGAAGAAAAAGACUCAGAGAGUUCAAAUGGUUUGCCCAGGGUCCCAGAAUUAGUUACUGAUAGAGCUUCACUUAGGCUAGAGUGGGGAGCUGGCAUCCAGAACAAUAGAGAACCUGGGUCAGAUCACAUAAGGAAUAUGGUGCUUAGGUCAGGGUACUAUGUUUUAGAAUAGACAUUAAUAAGUUGGAAAGAAUCCAAAGCACUGCAAUCAGGUUGAUGAAGGGCCUUAAGAUAAUGUCAUAACCUGCGUGGAGUCUAUCCUGAGGUUUCCCAUCACUUGUCUCCAUCCCCCUUGCACCAAGUUUGCCUUGUAUACACUUUGUUUACUUACCUUACAUAGUUCUUCCCAAUGGAAUGUAAGCUCUUUGAAAGCAGGGCCUGUUUCAUUUUUCACUCUGUAUCCCUGGCCCA
Molecule: messenger RNA, 3854 nt
Organism: Phascolarctos cinereus (koala)
Lineage: Eukaryota; Metazoa; Chordata; Mammalia; Diprotodontia; Phascolarctidae
Product: protein SLFN14-like
Source: RefSeq, a predicted model, not a curated record